UAGAAUCAUGUCUAUGGAAAAUGUCGAUGAUAUAUCAAAUAUGCAACGCGAUUUUGCCGAUGUUGAUAUAAAUAAUGGUGGCGAUUCGAACAAUGAAGAGGAGCAAGACGAAGAAGAAGUACCAUCUCCGGCCUCAAAUAAUAAUGGUUUAAAUCAAUCUUCAAUACAUCGUCGCAUCUCAUCAAGUAACAUGCAAGAUGUUUUGUCGGAUAAUGGUGAUUACUUUAUAGAAAUUACUGUAUCAGAACCACAAAAAGUUGGUGAUGGUAUGGGUUCAUAUUUGACAUACAAGGUUACAACAAAAACCAACAUUCCUAAAUUUAAACGUACUGAAUUUAGUACAUUAAGACGAUUUAGUGACUUUCUGGGUAUACAUUCGCUGCUGGCUAGCAAGUAUAUAAAAUUAGGCAAAAUUGUACCACCGGCUCCUUCGAAAAAUAUUUUUGGCACAACAAAAGUUAAAAUAAGUCCCCAACAAAAUGAACCUGGCAAUGGAUCAAAUGUUGAAUGGGUGGAACAGCGUAGAGCCGCACUAGAACGUUACAUAAACCGCACUGCCCAACAUCCAGUACUGAGGGUUGAUUUGGAUUUCAUUAACUUUUUAGAAAGUGAUCAGGAAUUACCUCGUGCUGUUAACACUGCUGCCUUAAGUGGUGCUGCUGUGGUGCGUCUAUUCAAUAAAGUUGGUGAGACUGUUAAUAAAAUAACAUAUAAAAUGGAUGAAAAUGAUCCAUGGUUUGAUGACAAAAUAACCGAAGUCGAAAAUCUUGAUAAUAAUCUACAAAAAUUACAUUCCGCUUUAAAAUCUUUGGUUACCACGCGCAAAGAACUUGCCAAUCUUACCGGUUUGGUGGCAAAAUCAGCUGCCAUGCUAAGCACUUGCGAGGAACAUACUGGUCUCUCGAGAGCCUUAUCAUCCUUGGCCGAUGUUGAAGAGAAAAUUGAAAUUUUACGUUCGGAACAAUCAAAUUCCGAUUAUUAUAUUAUGUCGGAAUUCAUAAAAGAUUAUUUGGGUCUGUUUGUGGCAAUUAAAUCGGUUUUCCAUGAACGUGUUAAAGUUUUUCAAAACUGGCAACAUGCACAAAUGCAAUUAUCAAAACGACGUGAAAAUCGUGGUCGUUAUGAGCUAAAUAAUCGUGCCGAUAAAUUGGAACAAGCACAUCAGGAAGUAGAGGAGUGGCAAGUUAAAGUCCAAAGAUGUCAACAACAAUUUGAAGAAAUUUCAACUGAAAUUAAGAAAGAAAUGGAACGUUUUGAAUUAAAUCGAAUAAAAGAUUUCAAGGCAAAUAUUGUAAAAUAUUUGGAAGAUCAAAUGGCCCAUCAACAACAGAUAAUAAGCUAUUGGGAAUCAUUUGUGCCAAGUGCCCGUGAGAUUGUUUAAAAAAAGA
This is a messenger RNA of Musca vetustissima, 1388 nucleotides long. RefSeq names its product sorting nexin-2 (gene Snx1). Gene Ontology annotation, molecular function: phosphatidylinositol binding. Gene Ontology annotation, biological process: early endosome to Golgi transport. The transcript has 8 exons. Lineage: Eukaryota; Metazoa; Arthropoda; Insecta; Diptera; Muscidae. Gene Ontology annotation, cellular component: endosome membrane; endosome. The record is from RefSeq and is a predicted model, not a curated record. Bases 8 to 1381 code for a protein of 457 amino acids.